ACCUGAGACCUCACAACUGCCUGGAGGACUGUGGAUUACGCUUCAGCCGUUAAAGCCAGCAAUCACAAAAGGCCUGUGCGCCUACAAAAAGACCCAGUUCGUUAACAAGAACAAGUUAAAACAUUUUCUUUUUAUGGCAGCGGGAGUAGGACUGGCCAUGAAUCCGCCGCACAUGACAGAGGAAAGGGCGGUUUUCACGCAGCUGAAGCCCGUGAGGAUGUCGGGAGCGGACGGCGCUGAAGACACGUCCGUCUUUGAGGACAUCAAGCCCCCGAUUCAGCUGGACCUGGACAAGUACCUUCCCCUGGUCAACAGCCCCCUCCUGACCGCCUCCACCGACACCGACAAGAAGUACAGACGAGACAGCGCGUCCGUGGUGGACGAGUACUUCUCGGAGGACAAGCCUACGGCCCCAUACAGCCUCAACAUCAACCUCAUCCUUCCCAACACCACCCACCUCCGCACCGGCCUCUACAGGCCCAGUAACCCCAAAACCCUGACGCCGCAGCAGAUCAAAACGGAACCGGGCCUGGAGGUGCCCUGCUCCAUCCCAGCAGCCGCCACCCAGGCUCUGCCGGACUUCACCUCGGUCUUCAGCGUGCCGCCCGUGGUCAACAAUGUUUUCAUCAAGCCGGACCUGAGCUCCGGCGCAGGCGUCAGCGUCUCGGCGGCGGCCCAGCAGCAGCAGCAGCAGCAGCAGCAGCAGCAGGCUCAUUUAGACACGGAGCUGCAGAUUGGACCCCCGCCGCCCCAGCCGCAGGUCUAUCACAUGCCCAUCACCAGCUCAGACCUCACCAUGUCCCACGCCGGCACGGCGGCGCAGGGCUCCGCCGGCGGCAGAACCAUGCUGAACCUCGGCACCGCCACUUUGCCCACGAGCAACGGCAGCUACAUGAUGCACGCGGAGCACCAGCUACAGCAGCAGCAGCACCACCACCACCACGGCUACUACCAGGCCUCCGCAAACAUCUCAUCCCAGCCCACAGCGCCCCACAGCCUGCCGCCCUCGCCCCCAAACUCCCAGCCGGGCAGCCCGGACGGCCAGCCGGAGCUGCUCAGCCUGGGGACGCAGCCCCCGCCUCCGUACCAGCAGCGCCUGGAAGGGAUGAAGGUGACGGGACUCUCCGCCCACGCACUUCUAAUGACACACGGCCAGGGCGUCCUGACGGGCCCCAAAUACAACCGGCGGAACAAUCCGGAGCUGGAGAAGAGGAGAAUCCACUUCUGUGACUAUCCAGGUUGCACCAAAGUUUACACAAAGAGUUCCCAUCUAAAGGCACACCAGAGGACACACACAGGUGAGAAACCGUACCGCUGCACGUGGGAGAACUGCGACUGGCGCUUCGCCCGAUCAGACGAGCUCACCCGGCACUACCGCAAGCACACCGGGGCCAAACCCUUCAAGUGCGUGGCCUGCAGCCGCUGCUUCUCGCGCUCGGACCACCUGGCUCUGCACAUGAAGCGCCACCAGAACUAGCACCCACCUGCUCAUGGAUCAAAACCAAAAACAGUCAAGCGCAUGUAGAGAGCGGCAUGCGUGCAUAACGGCUCCCUCUUUGGGCUCUGGUACCUCAGCCGGUGGGUUGUGAAACAUUACCCUAAAAACACAGACACUCCAAAGAACACCUGUAGGUGUACCAAAGGACCUAUCAUUGAGUAUCUGAGGUGAACUGAUUUUUAGCGUAUAGGUUAAUCACUUUAUAGAUCGGUCUCCACUAAACAUCACUUUCAGGUUUCAAGAAUAGACUCCAAACUCUUGAUUAUCUUGGAAAAUUGAAAUUUUUUUUGUCUUCCAAGCUCUCUGAGGUAUGAACUUUCAACGAGAUAUCAUGUCCUGCCUGUGUACAUACUUGUGCAUAUGUCCGUGUCUGUGCGUGUUUUUAUUUUUUUUAUUUUUUUUUGAGAAUACAGCGAAUGUAUUGAGAUUGAUACUUGACUACUUUUGUUUUUACGCUCCACCUGAUCCUGCGUGAUAUUCCAUGUCGUGACUUCCUUGUGAUGAAAAAUCUCCAGCCGAAGGCCUGAAAAGGGAGCAAAGAGAGGCAAAAAGAAAUAAAACAAAAGA
Messenger RNA from Fundulus heteroclitus (mummichog), 2065 nucleotides. It is a transcript of the gene klf5l, whose product is annotated as Kruppel-like factor 5 like. The record is from RefSeq and is a predicted model, not a curated record. Bases 134 to 1477 code for a protein of 447 amino acids. Gene Ontology annotation, biological process: regulation of transcription by RNA polymerase II. Gene Ontology annotation, molecular function: RNA polymerase II cis-regulatory region sequence-specific DNA binding; DNA-binding transcription factor activity, RNA polymerase II-specific. The transcript is spliced from 4 exons. NCBI's taxonomy places the organism in Eukaryota, Metazoa, Chordata, Actinopteri, Cyprinodontiformes, Fundulidae.